Messenger RNA from Gekko japonicus, 3955 nucleotides. RefSeq names its product zinc finger protein 592 (gene ZNF592). The coding region runs from base 1 to 3930 and encodes 1309 amino acids. NCBI's taxonomy places the organism in Eukaryota, Metazoa, Chordata, Lepidosauria, Squamata, Gekkonidae. The record is from RefSeq and is a predicted model, not a curated record. The transcript is spliced from 8 exons.
AUGGGUGACAUGAAAACCCCAGACUUCGAUGACCUGCUGGCUGCUUUCGACAUUCCCGACCCAACCAGCCUCGAUGCCAAGGAAGCCAUCCAGACGGCCGGCGAGGAGAACGAAAACCACCUGAAGCAGUCCGGAAUCGGCAUAGAUGAGAACGCAUCCCUGUCUCAUGCGGCGCCAGCCUCUGACGUGCCGGUGGUGAGCGUCAUCGUGAAGAACACGUGUCGCCAGGAGUCCUUCGAGGCAGAAAAGGAAGGUAACCAUCUAGGCCCCGGCCUGCUGCACAAUGGAUUCCGCGGCUCCGAUCUGCCCCUGGAGACUCACAGUUACAGUAAGUUUGAUUCCGCUUUCAUCAAUGGGGACAGCCUGAGAAGCUACCCCGAGAAGCCGGAACAGGCCAAGUCGGAGCCGCUGCCCACGUUCAGUCAGUUCAGCCCCAUCUCCAGCCCCGAGCCGGAUGAUGCGCUCAAAGAGAACAGUAUUGUAGAUAGACCGAAACUCUCCCAGACUCCCUACUUCCAACCCCAUCCGAUGUAUAUUCCCUCCGGGUCGUCCAUGUUAGACCUCCUUAGUAGGACCCUCCCGGAACCGGAGUUCAGUAGGUUCAUUUCGACGGGGCCCUCGCUGCUAGAUCUGCUGAGUAAGAAACUGCCGGAACCGGAACUGAGUAUGUUCGAUCAAUACUGCAAAAGAGAUCCAAAGAUAGACGUGCACGGGCUGCAAGAAUGUAGGGUGGACGCUGGCCGGCGGGACCGCGACAAGAGCCCGGAGAAACACGAUGCGCCCGGCAGAGACCCCACGGACACAAACAGCUUCCUCGGGGAAGGGGUGCCCCUCGGUAACUUCCACAGCAAUAACCUGGCAGAGAGCAAAGGGCCCGCGCCGGAGAUAAACUUCUCUUCCGCGGUCCCUCCUCGCCAGCGGAUAAAGCCUGCCCACUCCAAACUCUCGUCCUGCGUCGCUGCGCUCGUCGCCCUCCAGGCCAAAAAAGUCGCAGGCAUCGCGAAAGACGACCAGGCGACUCCGGUGAAAGAGCCGCCGGGCCCCUUCAAGGACGGCGUUAAAGGAAGCCCCAAAAUGCCCAAGUCACCAAAGAGUCCGAAAAGCCCCCUUGAGAUGGUGAGGAAGGCCAACAAGCAGCCUGAGUCCCCCCGGAGCGUGUGCAGCGACAGCAGCGGCAAAGGGUCUCCUUCCGUGGCCACCGGCUCUCCGCCCGCCAUCCCCAAGGUCAGGAUCAAGACUAUCAAAACCUCUUCCGGGGAAAUCAAACGGACGGUCACGAGGAUCCUGCCGGAGAUGGAUGAACUGGGCAAGUAUCCCCUAGAAUCCCCCGCAGAGAGCUUGGUGACGGAAGAGUUUGUGAAGUCUCUCCCUUCCCCAGAAGCCGGCGCGUCCGUGGAAACAGAGCCGUGCGAGGGUUUUGCGAAAGCGGCUCCUCAGGAGGCAGCCCUCGCGAGCCCCCAAGCAGACAGUAUCGUCGCAGACAUUCCCGUCAACAGCACCUCCAGUUUCUCUCUGCUGGCAGACUACGGUGCAAUCAAAGCCGGGCUCGCGGGCCAGCAGCCGGGCAAGAAGCAGCCGCAGGGCCCGGUGACGCAGCCCUGUAACCCCGCCAGCCUCCUCCCGAAGGCCGUGCACCUCGCCAACCUCAACCUGGUCCCCCACAGUGUGGCCGCCUCCGUGGCGGCGAAAUCUUCCGUGCAGCGGCGCGGCCCGUCCCAGCUGACGCAGAUGACGGUGCCGCUGGUCCACCAGGUGAAGAAGGCCGCCCCGCUGGUCGUCGAGGCGUUCCACAAAGUGUUGCACGGUGCCAACCCCGUGCCGAUCUACGCCCCCAACCUCAGCCCUCCCCUCGACAGCAGUAUUCAGUUGCCCGUCUCCGGGUAUUGCUGCCUGGAGUGCGGGGACUCGUUUGCCUUAGAGAAGAGCCUCACACAGCAUUACAGCCGCAGGAGCGUCCACAUCGAGGUCCUGUGCACCCAGUGUUCGGCCACGCUGCUCUUCUUCAACAAGUGCAGCCUGCUCAAGCACGCGCGGGAUCACAAGAGCAAGGGCUUCAUCAUGCAGUGCUCGCAGCUCUUCAUGAAGCCCAUCUCCGCAGACCAAAUGUUCCCGCCUUCCCCGACGAGCUCAUCGGCCUCUUCAGCGCCACAGGCCUCGCGGCUGCCCCCCCUCUCGCAAAAGUCCCGCUCCGCCUCGGGAAGCCCGGGGGCGGGGGGGCCCCCAAACCCUCAGCCCCCGCCGGCUCUGCCUCUGUACACGGACCCGUUGAGACUGAUUCGCCAUGGAUUAAAGUGUUUUGAAUGUAAUAAGCAGGCGCUGGACUACGUCGCCCUAGCCGCGCAUUAUCAGAGGACCUCGGAAGACAACGAGGGGCUGACCUGUCAAGUGUGCCUGAUGCUGUUACCCAACAAGUGCAGUUAUUGUGCCCAUCAAAGAAUCCACGCUCACAAAUCUCCUUACUGCUGCCCGGAGUGCGGCGCCAUUUGUCGGUCGGCUUACUUCCAAACCCACGUCAAGGAGAACUGCCUGCAUUACUCGCGCAAAGUUGGCUACAGGUGCACUCACUGCGGGGUCGUCUUCAUGUCGCAAGCGAUGCUGAAAGUGCACAUCCACGAGAAGCACUGUGAAGUCUUCCACAAGUGUUCGUUCUGCCCGAUGGCCUUCAAGUCCGCCGACAGCACCACCGCCCACAUCACGAGCCAGCACCCUGCAGAGCCUCACAAGACAUCUCAGGUGAUCUACAAAUGUUCCUGCGAGACGGUCUUCAACAAGAAGCGGCUUCUGCAGGAGCAUUUCCAGCAGAACGCCAGCCGGCUGACGGUGGGGGUCUUCAAGUGUCCGCAGUGCCAGCUGGUGUAUAUGCAGAAACCACAGCUGAUGCAGCAUGUCAAGAGUGUCCAUGGAGUCCCCGAAAACCCCGAGGAUCUCGCCAGCUUUCGCCAGAAGUCCGAGACGGCAGCGACCAGUAAUGCCCUCCCCACAUCAAAGGAGCUGUCAGUCGUCAACGGUACUCCCCAGACGCCUCUGCCCAUGAAAGACACGAGCCCAGAAUCGAAGGCCAAGGCAAAACCCUGCAGUUGGACCUGCCGGGAGUGCUCGCAGGGGAUCCCUGACCGCGAAACCUACGUGUCUCAUAUGAAAAAAAGCCACGGAAAGAACAUAAAGAGAUACCCCUGUCGGCAGUGCGAGAAGUCAUUCCACGCCUCCAAUAGCCUGCGGAGACACACGCGCAACGAUCACGACACAGCAAAAAAAGUUUAUACCUGCCUGUACUGCACAGAUGAAGUCCAGACGUUUCCUCAGAUGUCUGCGCUGGAGAACCACAUCAGCCUCAUGCACGGCAUCAAAAACCCAGACCAUUCCCAGAUAUCCAGAGCCAAAGCCCCAGCGGAAGUCUUGACAAAAACAAAAACUCCAAAGAGGGUAUCUGCAGACGGUUCAGAGCAGACCGAAACAGCCGCAUCGGGAUCUGAAGAUCCACCAGCAAAAAAACUGAGAGCACACUGGAAGUGCGCAAAAUGUGAGUUCUCGACAGCCUCCGAGACUGAAUUUCAGGGGCACAUACCUCGGCACAAGACGGACAGCUCCACUUUCCAGUGCCUGCUCUGCGGUUUGUGCUACACGUCCCACAUCUCUCUGAACAGGCACCUCUUCAUCGUUCAUAAAGUCAAAGAUCCGGAAGAGGAGGAGGAGGAGGAGGAAGAAGAGGAGGAAGAGGAACAGGAGCAGCAGGAAGAAGCAGGGGGUGGGAAAGAGGGACCGGACACGGAGUUGAACGGGAACGGACUGGUGGAGCCGAACGGGGAGAUGAAUGUCGGGGAGGAGGAAGCGGGCAGUUCAAAGGAGAAAGACUCGGAGGGCGAUUCAGUGUCGCGGGACUCGGAGAAGCCGGCCUCUCAGAACAAACAUUCAAAGUCCCCAAAUGUUUAAGAAUAGAUUUUUGUGUGCGUGUGUG